UUUCUUUGUAAAAUCUCAGUAACUAAAUCAGUCGACAUGCCGUCAUCAAUAAAAAUUAAAAAUUCUCAGAGCGAUGACUCAUCUUUAGACAGUCUCUUCAUUAUGGUAAUGUCUCAAAAACAAGCUUCGAACAAAUAUAUGUUAGAUGAAGAUGUGGUCGAUGAAAGCCCUGUUGCAUAUCGUACACCAGCAGAAAUUUUAGAUGAAUUAAAUAUUGACAAACGAACUCAUAUCGAUUUACCAACCCAAUCAAUUGGCACGGUUACUGGAAAAACUGGUGAGGGAGUAUGCGAACGUACAUUGGCUAUCAUUAAACCAAAUGCAAUGAAAUUUCGAACGGAGAUUGAAAAUCGAAUUAUUGAUGAAGGAUUUGAAAUUUUAACGAAAAGAACAGUGCAUUUAUCGCCAGAACAAGCUUCUGAAUUUUACGCUUCAUAUUAUGGUACCUUAGGCUUUCCCACAAGAAUUGUGUAUAUGAGUUCAGCGCCCAUAACGGUAUACGUCUUAGCACGUGAAAAAGCAGUUAGUCAUUGGUUAAAAGUAAUCGGUCCCGAAAAUGUGGCAGAAGCUGAAUUAUUUUGGCCAUCAAGUUUACGUGGUGUUUUUGGAAAAUGUGAUAAUGUCGAUAAUGCAGUGCAUGGUAGCGCUGACCAUAUAGCUUCGAAGUGGGAAAUUAGAUUUUUCUUUCCACAUCUUAUCCUCGAGCCUAUUUCGCAAGAUGAAGUUGCUGAAGAGUAUUUAAAUAAAAAUUUAAAUCCAAUUUUAUCUGAGGGUUUAGCGGAACUUUUAAGAGUAAAACCAAUCGAUCCAAUAAUAUGGUUUGCUGAGUGGCUACUGUGGCAUAAUCCAAAUAGACCAAAAUUGUUACCCGAAGCAAUUGCCCGAACCAAAACAUAA
This is a messenger RNA of Chrysoperla carnea, 897 nucleotides long. RefSeq names its product nucleoside diphosphate kinase homolog 5. Gene Ontology annotation, biological process: negative regulation of oxidative stress-induced intrinsic apoptotic signaling pathway. The coding region runs from base 37 to 897 and encodes 286 amino acids. Lineage: Eukaryota; Metazoa; Arthropoda; Insecta; Neuroptera; Chrysopidae. The transcript has 3 exons. The record is from RefSeq and is a predicted model, not a curated record.